ACUGGAACCACAGAGCCCGGAUGCCGUUUCCACCCGGGCGAUGUUGUUUGCCGCACCACAGUCUUUCUUUCGGGCGGUGAUGACGUCAUCGCCUGGACAUGCUGCAGACUUCGAUUUGUUCAAAACUGUUAUUUUUACUACAUUUCUUGUUGCCUGUUUCUGAAGGCCUUGUACUUGCGGGACGAUGGGGAUUCUGGAGAAGAUAGCAGAGAUCGAGCGAGAAAUCGCUCGAACUCAGAAAAACAAAGCAACCGAGUACCAUCUUGGUUUGCUAAAAGCCAAGCUUGCCAAGUACAGAGCCCAGCUUCUGGAGCCUUCCAAAUCAGCCGGAGCCAAAGGUGAAGGCUUUGAUGUUAUGAAAUCGGGUGAUGCCAGGGUUGCUCUUAUUGGAUUUCCAUCAGUUGGCAAGUCUACCUUUCUGAGCUUAAUGACCUCAACAGAAAGUGAAGCAGCUUCAUACGAGUUCACCACACUGACCUGCAUCCCAGGUGUUAUUGAGUAUAAAGGUGCAAACAUUCAGCUGCUGGAUUUGCCUGGAAUCAUUGAAGGAGCAGCUCAAGGAAAGGGUAGAGGCAGACAGGUGAUCGCUGUAGCCAGAACCGCUGAUGUGGUUAUCAUGAUGCUGGAUGCAACCAAAGGGGAUGUGCAAAGGCAACUUCUGGAAAAAGAACUUGAAUCUGUCGGAAUCAGGCUGAACCGGUACAAACCUAAUAUUUACUUUAAGCCCAAGAAAGGUGGUGGUCUGUCCUUCAAUUCGACGGUUCCUCUGACACAUUGCUCUGAGAAGCUUGUGCAGCUCAUUCUUCACGAGUAUAAAAUCUUCAAUGCUGAGGUUUUGUUUAGAGAAGACUGUACAUCAGACGAAUUUAUUGACGUCAUUGUGGGCAACAGAGUAUACAUGCCUUGUUUAUAUGUGUACAACAAAGUGGACCAGAUUUCAAUAGAAGAAGUAGACCGUCUCGCCCAUCAGUCCAACAGUGUGGUGAUCAGCUGUGGCAUGAAACUGAAUCUAGACUACCUCCUGGAGCAGCUGUGGGAAUACCUGGCUCUGAUCUGUCUCUACACCAAGAAGAGAGGAGAACGGCCAGAUUUUGGCGACGCGAUCAUCAUGAGAAGAGGCGCAACAGUAGAACACGUGUGUCACAGAAUCCACAGAACAUUAGCAGGCCAGUUUAAGUACGCACUUGUCUGGGGAACGAGCACGAAGUACAGCCCGCAGCGAGUAGGACUGACGCACAUCAUGGAACACGAGGACGUCAUUCAGAUCGUGAAGAAAUAAUAUCAUGUCUCCGACCAUCGAGUCAUUGUACAAUUACAACAGAUUACAUUUUUACUUUAUACGCAACUGCUUCAUGCAUUUACUUCACCAAGAUGACAUUAAAAAGAGCCUUUACUGAGCAUUUUGUUCAAAACAAGGAUGAAUUGCAAACCCUAUAAAACAAAACAAGCGUAUUUCAUGAUUUUUAUCUUCCUCAUUAUGAUAAAAAUAUUGAUUAUAUAUCAGUUGAGCCAUGCAUGCAACCUGAAUUUGAUUAGCAACAGGUUGAUAUUUUUUACUGCUUACAAACCAGUAUUUCUGUCCAAUAACAAAAUGUCAAAUUGAAAUGAAAGCAAUAAAAACGAAUGAUUUCAAA
Molecule: messenger RNA, 1634 nt
Organism: Tachysurus fulvidraco (yellow catfish)
Lineage: Eukaryota; Metazoa; Chordata; Actinopteri; Siluriformes; Bagridae
Gene: drg2
Product: developmentally regulated GTP binding protein 2
Exons: 13
Coding region: 185-1279 (364 amino acids)
Biological process (GO): cytoplasmic translation
Cellular component (GO): cytoplasm
Molecular function (GO): GTPase activity; GTP binding
Source: RefSeq, a predicted model, not a curated record